CAAGUGCUGCAAGAUGAAAACGCAUAUAGAAGUUUGAAAUUUAAAAAACUGGACAGAAAAGCUACAUUUAAACACUAUAGCUCAUUUACUGUGGGAAUUAGAUAUGGAUCUUGUUAUCUGAUAUUCUGAAAAGCUUCUUUUACCUUGAGAAAACCGAAGUCAUGUUUCGGGGGCAGAACACAGCCCAGCACUGCUCAGCAGGAUCAGCCAGGUGAAUACUUUUCUGCCUUCCCCUUGUGCUUUUGGCUGAAGUUUCAGUGAAGAAGAUGUCUUCCUCGUUGUGCCAAAUCUCCAGAGUCUCCACAUCGCUGCCUGGUUUUCUCACAUUCUUCAUUACUUUUCAUACUUGCAAAGUGGAAUCAGUUGUUGGAACUGAUCAGCCAAUCACUGUCAUUGUGGGGGAAGAGAUCGUAUUGCCAUGCCGCCUGUCCCCCAACAUGAGCGCUGAGAACAUGUAUGUGAGGUGGUUCCGACCUGGGUCUACAAAUUAUGUUCAUCUGUACCGUGAUGGGAGAGAUCAGUUUGGACAACAGAUGCCAGAAUACGAGAGAAGGACAGCGUUUUGGAAAGACGGCAUCACAGAUGGAAAUGUUUCCUUGAGGAUUCUCAAUAUUGGGCCUUCAGAUGAAGGGCUAUACAUCUGCCUUGUUGAAGAUGAUAUUACUUAUAAAGAAGCUGUAAUAGAACUGAAGGUAGCAGCUUUAGGCUCUAAUCCUAUCAUCUCUGUGGAGGAUUACCACAAGGGAGGGAUCCGUGUGACGUGUCGAUCUGCUGAAUGGUACCCAGAGCCCCAGGUGCUGUGGAGAAAUUCCCAGGGGCAUCAUAUACCAUUGCUUUCUGAAAUUAAGUCCCCAAAGGUGAAUGGUCUGUUUGAAACAGAAAUUUCUGUUGUCAUAAACGGACAUUCAAACCCGAACUUGUCCUGUUGGAUCAGGAACAGCCUCCUCGACAAGGAGAAGGAAUCAGCAAUUCAUAUAUCAGCUGUCUUUUUUCCCAGGGUGAAUCCCUGGAUGGUGGCGCUGAGCGUGAUCCUCGUGGUUGUGUUAAGUUUCACAAUCCUGAAUGUAUAUCUCUUCAAAAUAAAAGGUAAAUACAGGGGGAGAUACAUAGUAUAGUUAGUGAAUAAUUUUAUUUGAAUAAAUCAAAGAGUGUAUGAAUAAGAUUAUACUGCAGCCAACCAAAGGGAGGCAGGUAGGCACUGUGCCACACACCAAACCUCCAGCACAGCGAUGUGCAGUUGGCAGGGGGUGUUGCUUGUCUGCUGGUUGCGGGGAAUCAGGAGCUAAAAAAACCCUACUCCCCACAGCCCCCAGUGGACACAUACCC
Alligator sinensis (Chinese alligator) is the source of this 1326-nucleotide messenger RNA. RefSeq names its product butyrophilin subfamily 1 member A1-like. The record is from RefSeq and is a predicted model, not a curated record. Bases 267 to 1115 code for a protein of 282 amino acids. Lineage: Eukaryota; Metazoa; Chordata; Crocodylia; Alligatoridae. The transcript is spliced from 5 exons.